Molecule: messenger RNA, 237 nt
Organism: Anisakis simplex (herring worm)
Lineage: Eukaryota; Metazoa; Nematoda; Chromadorea; Rhabditida; Anisakidae
Source: the annotation of a GenBank genome assembly
AUGAGCGGUGAUGAGGACGAUUUGGAUGAGGAUGAGCAUGAGAUCGGUAGUAAUUGGGAUCCGACAGGUGAGGUGAGUUUGAGUGGAUAUGAUGCGGAAAGUGAUCUCCUUCAAUCACAGAUGCAUACAAGUGGACAGCUGAAUGCUGAUUUAGCGCUAAGCGACAGUGAUGAGGAUGACGAUGACGAGUUCAUAUCCGCCAAACGACCGAAACUCGACGAUUUAACCACUCUUUAA